AUUACAACUCCUGUUCCCAUCCCAUUUCCAUGUGGAAAACUGAACAGUAAACACCACCAGAUUCCUUUCCUCUCACAAAGCAGCCACCUUUAAUAAUAAAAUAAAUAAAAUAUCUGUUAUUAUUAUUACAAUUAAUUAUUAAUUUAUUAUUUUAAACACUUUUUUUUUAUCACAACUUGCUUUGUAUUUGUAUAGACAAAAAAUACAGUGAAUGUCAGAAAAUUAGGGUUGGAGACAUGAGUUUCAGAAAUCAGUGUUGGUGUGAAUCAUGUCAAAAGACAAUUCCUAAUUCAUUAUAUUAGAUUUUUGGCUCUUGUUCAGGUUUUAACGUAUAGCUGAAUUCGAUUAUAUAAAGGAGGGGAAAGGAUUUUUGUAAUGGAAUUGAAGUUAGAAGAAGAUGAAGAUGAGUUUAGAAGCUGUUGUGGAGACGAGGAGGAACUCAAUAGGGAUGAAACGGGGAAACAAGGUUUAAAGAAUGGCAAUGAUGAUGAGUUCUUAGAUGAAUUUUGGAUACGAAUGUUUUUCAAGGGUGUAUCGAUUACAGAUCCUGGAAAUAACGGUUUCAAUGUUUCGGGAAUUGGGGUGGUGAUGGAAAGAGCUGACAAAGUUCCAAUAAUCCAAGUGCAAAAAAAGCUUGAGUUUUUUGUAGAUGAAUCGGUUGCGGAUUAUCUGGCUCUAAUGGAUGGUUUACUAGAAGCUACACGAAAUAACAUUAAAAGGGUCUUUGCAUUCACUGAUUCUGCGACCUUAUUUGAUCAGAUUACAAAAGACGAAACCCUUGAGAAUCCACUUCUCAUAGCAUUAAAGCAACGAAUAUUAGAACAUGUUGAAAAUCUUGAACAUUUUGAUCUAAAAUGUGUUCCUGGUAUUAAUCUUGAGGAGUCAUUACGGCUAGCUCAGGUGGCAGUCGGAAUAGUUCAUCUUCCCAUCAAGGGUGAUUCAUCAGUCAAGACCUGUUCAGUCUGUUGUGAAGACAAACCAACACCCAUGACCAUCACCAUGAAAUGCUCACACAAAUUCUGUUCUUGUUGCAUCAAAGCUUACGUUGAUGAACAAGUUCAGUCCUCUCAGAUUCCUGUCAAAUGCCCUCAUUCAAAUUGCAGAUACUACAUUUCAACACCUGAAUUGAAAUCGUUUCUUCCAGUUGCUUCUUAUGCAUUGUUAGAUGACUCCCUUUCAGAAUCAAAUUUGCAAGCCAAAGAUAAAUUUUACUGUCCGUUUACUGAUUGUGCGGUUCUGCUUGAUCCUUGUUGUGAUUCAAACCAUUCGGACAAUAAUUGUGUGGAGUGUCCUGUAUGCCGAAGAUUUAUAUGUGUGAAAUGUGGCGUCCCUUGGCACUCAUCAGUGAGUUGUGAUGAGUUUCAGGACCUCCCACCACAGGGGAGGGGUAAUGGUGAUGAUUUGGAUAACAGAAGAUGGAGGCAGUGUAGGAUGUGCGAAAGGAUGAUUGAAUUGACGCAUGGUUGCUAUCACAUGACGUGCUGGUGCGGACAUGAGUUUUGUUAUUCUUGUGGUACCGAAUACACUGAGAGUGAGCAAACAUGCGCAUGCACAUUAUUGGAUAGUGAUGAAGGAGGUGAUAACAAUGACUUUAGUCUUACUCAGAACUUCAGUUCCAGCCCUGCACUCGAGGAAUGGGCAUGGGAUUCAUGUGGCACACUUUCAAACUUGAUGGAUGCUUACUCGGAACAAGAAAGAUCACAACUUGCUCUAAUACAGAGAUUCCUUGCUGGCGGGUUUAGUCUUGGUGACCACCAUACAUACACCUACCAAGCCCAGUCCCCUCCACCCCCAUGCACAGAUUCAGAUUCUGCAUAUCUUGAAAACACGAUGAAGGACCUCCAUCAGCUUCCUUGGCUGGAGAGGUUUGUAUCUGUCAUUGAUGAUAAUUAUUAUGAUCAGUAUACUCAGUGAAGCAUAUUUAACAUUCGGAAAUAGAUAAAAGAAACAAAUAGUGUUGGAUGGAGGACAUGGAGAAUCUCAUUCUGUCUCUCUGUAAUCCAUAUUCUAUCAUAGCCAUAGAGUGUAGUUAAAUUCACCAUUCUGAUCUUCCUCUUGAAGAUCAUAUUUAUCUUCACUUUCUGAGUUUCUGUAUACAACAUUGUUCAUCGUGGUCUCUUUCUUUUUCAAAUGAAAGAAUAGAUGACAAGAACAUUUGCCAAUAAAAUGAAACCGUAAUCUAUGUGCUACGGAUUCUUGCCAAUUUGGCA
Messenger RNA from Erigeron canadensis, 2210 nucleotides. Its product is annotated as E3 ubiquitin-protein ligase parkin. Gene Ontology annotation, cellular component: ubiquitin ligase complex; cytoplasm. The coding region runs from base 376 to 1914 and encodes 512 amino acids. The record is from RefSeq and is a predicted model, not a curated record. The transcript is spliced from 4 exons. Gene Ontology annotation, molecular function: RNA-DNA hybrid ribonuclease activity; ubiquitin protein ligase activity; ubiquitin conjugating enzyme binding. Gene Ontology annotation, biological process: positive regulation of proteasomal ubiquitin-dependent protein catabolic process; protein polyubiquitination; ubiquitin-dependent protein catabolic process. NCBI's taxonomy places the organism in Eukaryota, Viridiplantae, Streptophyta, Magnoliopsida, Asterales, Asteraceae.